AUGUCACCCAACGGGCCACCGUCACCCAACUGGGCGUCACCCAAUGGCCCGGCGUCACCCAACGGGCCAUUGUCACCCAACGGGCCAUUGUCACCCAACUGGAUGUCACCCAACGGGGCGGCGUCACCCAACGGGGCGGCGUCACCCAACGGGCCACCGUCGUCACCCAACGGGCCACCGUCACCCAACUGGCCACCGUCGUCACCCCAUGAGCCACCGUCACCCAACUGGGCGUCACCCAAGGGGCCGACGUCAACCAGCAAGCCGUUGUCACCCAACGGGCCGCCGUCACCCAACGGGCCGAGGCCACCCAACGGGGUGCUGUCACCCAACGGGCCAGCGUCACCCAAGGGGCCACCAACGGCCUUCGGGCAAGCGUCACCCGUGGGCUCAGCGUCACCCCUGAGGCCCACGUCCCCGACAACGCCAACCGUGAGGACGUCACCCCUGGGCUCAGCGCCGCCCGCGAGGCCGACGUCACCCGCGGGACCGAGGUCACCCGUGGGGCCCCGCCCCCCCCCGACACCGCCGUCCCCGCUGGAGCCGCUGUCCCCUCCCGGUGGCCCGGACCUGGCGCUGGACGAGCUGGACGUCACCGAGCUGGCCCUGGCCGCCGGGCUCCUCGUCCCCCCGGGGCCGGGGGACAACGACGGGGACAAGGGACCGCGGGGACGGCAGGAGGGGCCCCCCCCGGGGCCGCCGCCCCCCCCGCCGCCGCCCCCCGGGGCCGAGGACCUGCCCUCGGACAUCGUCGACUUCGUCCUCAAGAACAUGGCGAGGGACAACGGCAAGGCCGCGGCGGGGCGGCCCCCCGGGGCGGGCCUCAACGGCGGCGGCGGCACCCAGUGGGGGACCGAAGACCCCGGCCGGCGCCCCGCCGGGGGGCGGGGGGCACGGGACGGCCACCCCGGGGUGCCCGGCGGCGGCGGGGACGCGGGCGACGGAGGCGGCACCCGAGGGCCCGCCAUCGAUGGCCACCGCCGCGUCCCCGGAGAUGCCACCAACGGCCACGUCCCCCGCGAAGACCCCACCCGCGAAGACCCCACCCGUGAAGACCCCACCCACGAAGACCCCACCACCCAUGAAGACCCCACACAUGAAGACCCCACCCAUGAAGACCCCACCCAUGAAGACCCCACCCGUGAAGACCGCCCCCCCGAGGACGUCACCCACCACAACGGCACCCACGGCCCCGGUGCCACCCGCGGCCACCACCACGGCGGCGCCACCACCCACGGCCGCGUCACCCGCCUGAGCGCCAGCCGGGGGGCACCCUGGGGACCCGCCGGGGCGCCCAGCACCCAAGGGGGGGCACCCAAGCGCCCCGGGGAGACGCUGGGGGCGGGUGCCAAGAGGCCCAAGCUGGAGGCGGCCGACGAUGAGGACGGGGACGCCAAGGACGCCGCGCUGGCCACCGG
Oxyura jamaicensis (ruddy duck) is the source of this 1418-nucleotide messenger RNA. Its product is annotated as basic proline-rich protein-like. The transcript has 2 exons. The annotation marks the transcript as partial. The record is from RefSeq and is a predicted model, not a curated record. NCBI's taxonomy places the organism in Eukaryota, Metazoa, Chordata, Aves, Anseriformes, Anatidae.